Messenger RNA from Lates calcarifer (barramundi perch), 8653 nucleotides. Its product is annotated as nuclear receptor coactivator 2. Bases 434 to 5062 code for a protein of 1542 amino acids. Gene Ontology annotation, cellular component: nucleus. Gene Ontology annotation, molecular function: protein dimerization activity; nuclear receptor binding. The transcript is spliced from 22 exons. Lineage: Eukaryota; Metazoa; Chordata; Actinopteri; Centropomidae. Gene Ontology annotation, biological process: positive regulation of transcription by RNA polymerase II; cellular response to hormone stimulus. The record is from RefSeq and is a predicted model, not a curated record.
UCCCAUCGGCUAACAGGAGGGAGGAGUGUGUGUGUGUUGUGGGAGGAGACAGGGAGGAGUGUUUGAGUGUGUGUGUAUAUGUGUGUGUGCGAGUCUACGUGAUGGGGGGAGGGGACAGAGAGAGAGAGAGAGAGGAUUUGUGGCAUGUAGUUUGUCAGCUGUCAUUAGGCGCAGAUGACAAACACACACACACACACACCACACACACACUGAGCAGUCUCACAGAGAAAAGAGAGGAAAUACAAAACGAGUGUGUGUUUAUGUGUGAGUUUGUGUGUGUGUGUGUGUGUGUAGUGAAUUGGUGUGUGGUGACUGUGUAGCCUACAUGGUGUGAAAAUCAGUGUGUCUGCCCGGCCGGCAUGGGAUGGUUGACUGGCUCUGGACUGGUUAUGGACUGGUUUUACCAAAGCAGAGGUGCUGAUAUUUGCUGAAGAUGAGUAGUGGGGGGGGGAGCACCCCGGAGCCCCCCAGAGGGGGAGAGUCUCUGAAGAGGAAGGACUGUCAGUCAGAGCUCCUGGGACCCAGUCCUAAGAGGAGCACUGAGAGGAGGAACCGGGAGCAGGAGAACAAAUACAUCGAGGAGCUGGCAGAGCUGAUCUUUGCCAACAUCAACGACAUGGACGACCUCAACGUCAAGCCAGACAAAUGUGCCAUCCUCAAGGAGACGGUGAAGCAGAUCAGGCAGAUCAAGGAGCAGGACAAAGCUCCAGUGGCUGAUGCUGAGGAGGUGCAGAAGGCCGACGUCUCCUCCACAGGACAGGGUGUCAUUGAUAAAGACGCUCUCGGACCCAUGAUGCUGGAGGCCCUGGACGGCUUCUUCUUUGUGGUCAACAUGGAGGGCAACAUAGUGUUUGUCUCGGAGAACGUCAGUCAGUAUCUGCGUUACCAGCAGGAGGAGCUAAUGAACACCAGUGUCUACAGUGUGCUGCAUGUUGGAGAUCACGCCGAGUUCAUUAAGAACCUCCUGCCCAAGAGCCUGGUCAACCAUCGGAGCAGCGAUUCAUCCAACAGGAACAGCCACACCUUUAACUGUCGUAUGUUGGUCAACCCACAUGUCGACGGUGAAGCUCGGCCGACUGCUGACCAGCAGGACACGCCGCAGCAGAAGUAUGAGACCAUGCAGUGUUUUGCUGUGUCCGAACCCAAGUCUAUCAAAGAAGAGGGGGAAGAUUUCCAGUCUUGUCUCAUCUGUGUGGCAAGAAGAGUCCCCGUCAAAGAGAGGCCUGUGAUGCCCACGUACGAGAGCUUCACCACACGACAGGACCUGCAAGGUAAGAUCACAUCACUGGACACCAGUCUACUGCGGGCGUCCAUGAAGCCAGGCUGGGAGGAUCUGGUUCGGCGCUGCAUUCAGAGGUUCCACCUGCAGAACGAUGGGGAGAUGUCUUUCGCCAAAAAACACCAGCAAGACGUGUUGAGGAACGGCCAUGCGCUCAGCCCUAUGUACAGGUUCUCCCUGGCAGACGGCACCAUCGUCUCAGCUCACACCAAGAGCAAGCUGGUCCGAUCUCCAGCCACCAAUGAACCACAGCUCUACAUGUCCCUGCACAUUCUGCAGAGAGAGAACAUGGGUGGCAUGACUGCAGAUGCACCUGGUGGGCAGGGCGUGGUCAAGCCAAUGACCCCAACCAGUGCGAGUGGUCCCUCCCCUUCUCCUGACGCCAGUGUCACCAGCAACACCCACCACUCCGCGUCAGCCCCCAGCACCCCUGGACGUGGUUUUGGGGCUGUAUCGGGUCGGGCACCUACACCUCAGGGAAACAGCCACGCACUCAAGCUGGGCAGCCCCUCAGCCCAGGGAAGCCCCAGCGUUACUUCAGGGGCCCAGGGUGCCAUGUUGUCUCCUCGUCAUCACCAGAGCCCUGGCAUGGCGGCUAGCAGCAGCAACUGUGGGAGCCCUCACCUCCCCCAGCAUCCUCCUGGUUCUUUCUCUCCCGUAGCCGGCCUUCACUCGCCAGCGUCCGUGUGCAGCAGCACAGGAAACAGCCAAGGGUUCAACUCCCUCAGUGCACUGCAAGCCCUCAGCCAGGGCCACAGGGUUACCCAAACACUCACCGAGGGCCAACAUCCAGAGUCACCUGACAGAAAGGUGGUUGGCCUUCAGAGCCCUCUUCACAGCAGCACUGGUAGCCAACUGGCCAAGAACCAUCCCAGCUUAGAGGCUGACUUAUUUGGAACUUUUGGGGAGCAGCAAGAUUUGUUGUCUCAAAACCAGGAUGGUGAGCAGGGGGAAGGGAAAGACGGUGACCCUGACAGUUUCGGAGGUAACGGAGGCCUAGGCGAGCUCGGCGACAACCCAAACCGCCUUCUUAACACCAAAGGGCACACUAAACUGCUCCAGCUCCUCACCACCAAGUUAGAACCCUCUGAUCCUGCCUCACCACAGGGGCCCCUCGGGGAUGAUCAGAGCUGUAAGGACCAGCUGGGCAGGGUUGGGGGUAUAGGUGGGGCUGGACAUAACAACUACUCCACCUCGUUAAAAGAGAAACACAAAAUCCUCCACAGGUUGCUGCAGAACAGCACCUCACCUGUGGAACUGGCCAAACUAACAGCUGAGGCUACGGGGAAAGACCCCAUCGGCCCUGAAUCAUCUGCAGGGGACAACAUGGCUGCCCUGGGUGAACUCAGCACAAAACAGGAGCCGGGGAGCCCCAAAAAGAAGGACAAUGCAUUGCUACGCUAUCUCUUGGAUAGGGAUGAUAACGGCAUCCUGGAUAAAGCCAUUAAGAUGGAACCUGGUGAUGGACCAAAGCUGUCCAGUAUCAAGACAGAGAAACAGGAAGUGGGUUUCAACAUGCCGGACCAGACCAGUGAGCUUGAGGACCUGCUGGAGGACCUGCAGAGUGGAGGCCAGCAGCAGCUGUUUGGGAGCCAGCCACCUGCCAGAGGACCAUCUUCCUCUUCGUCCUCUUCCUCUGUGCCGCCUGGUUCCUCUGUGGACAAACAGACCAUCAUCAGUGAUAUCCUGCAGAUGACCGACAGCAGCAGCAGCAGCCCCCCCAACCAGCACAGACCCUUCCCUCCCAUUGGCCCUGCAGCAGGCUUUAACGGUCCCAGGCCGGGCCAACCGGGUCGAGGUGGUCUCCCAGGCAGGAGCAUGUCUCUGGACAACAAUAUGGGCCCUAACCCCAACCCCAAUGCCACCAGGCCCUUCCCUCCUCAGCACAGGAACAACGCUCCCUACUCCUUACUGCAGCAGCAGCCGCAACAGCAGGGCAUGAUGGGAAGUCAUGCAGGGAUGGCCAACCAAGCUGCAAUGGCCAAUGCAGGCAUGCUGAGUAACGGGUCGAUGCGGGGCCCCAUGCAGCAAGGCUGGGGUCCCCAGGGGCCCAUAGGGGGUCCCACAGGCCCGAUGAUGGGCCAGGGGAUGGGGCCUGGUCGCAUGGUUCCCAGCAUGAACACUGCGCUACCCACAAGAGGCCCGCCUGGAUCCAGAGCUAUGGUCAACAUGCAGAUGAUGGGAAAUGAGAUGGACAUGGCAAACCCCGCCUACCCUCAGCAACAAGCUCCGCCCAAUCAAACUGCACCAUGGCCAGACCGAAUGAUGAUGGAUCACUAUGGAAACCAAAGCAGGCCACCGUACGGCGUUCCCCAGGAGGACGGGAUGGGGUGUUGUAGCUCAGGGCCCGAGGGCCAGGCAGACGAAGGAGCCCUGCUGAACCAGCUGUGCUCAGUGCUUAAGGACUAUGAGGGUCUGGAGGAGAUUGACAAGAUGUUGGGAAUCCCCACACUGGCUGGACAGGGUCCUCUGUCAGAGCAAGACCAGUACCUCAGCUCCUCAGACCCAGCAGCCGCUAUGAAGCCUCCCCAGUACAGCCAACACUACGGUGGCCAGCCAGGUUACGGUGGCAUUCCUCCCGACGGCGGUUUCCACGGCCCCCACAUGGGUGGCCACAUGGGGCCACAAAGGAUGCCACCCACUGGUUACCCCCCAAUGAUGAGGAUGCCUGGGGGUGUGGGGCCCCGACCGGCCGGGAUGAGGCCAGGGGGGCCUGGUCCAGUGGUGCCACCUCAGCCCAACAACCUGAGACUCCAGCUGCAGCACAGACUCCAGGCCCAGCUGAACCGUCAGCCAAUGGUGAACCAGAUGAGUGGAGUGUCCAAUAUGAAUCUACCUCUAAGGUCUAAUGUACCAAACCAGGGAACCCUCAAUGCCCAGAUGCUGGCCCAGCGUCAGCGCGAGUACCUCAGCAACCACCUACGCCAACGCCAACAGCAGCAGCAGCAACAACAUCUGCACCACCAGCGUGCCAUGAUGAUGCGGACUCAGGGCAUCAACAUGCCCAGUGGGGGCGCCGCUCCGACGCCGAUGCCCAUGGGUGGCACCAACCCCCGCCUCCCGCAGGGCAACCCACAGCAGUUCCCCUACCCGGCGUCCAGCUACGGUACUGGCCUGCCCUCUCCUCCUCCACCUCCUCCUCCUCAUCCCGGCUCCUCCAGCCCCUUCUCCUCCCCUCUCUCCCCCAGCCAUCAUCUGACUAGCCAGGGCAUGAUGGGAAAUGUAGGCGGGCAGUACAGCGGGGUAAUGAGUCCGCCAUCACAGCACAGUGCCUUCCAGUUCAGCAGUUCAGGAAUGAGCCAACAGCAGCAACACCAGGAUCCAGUGUCAGGCUUCCCAUGUGGGGCUGCCACCCCUCAGAGCCCUCUGCUGUCCCCCAGGAUGGGACAGGGUCAAAGCCCCAUGCUGCAGCAGAGUCAGGGCCAACCACAACCCCAACCCCAGGGCCCGAACCAGGGAGGACCCCCCAGCUACCAGCCUAGCACCGACCUCAACGGAUGGCCCCAACCUGCCAACAUUUCCACCAGCAACAGUGUGUACCCACAACAGUCCCAGUCCCAGUACUCCACACAACCUAAUGGAGGAAUGUACAAUGGCAACAACAACAUGAACAUGGGAGUCAUGGCUAACAGCGGUGGCAACAUGAACCACAUGUCAGGACAGAUGAGCUCUAUGAACUCCAUGAAUACAGAGCAGGUAAGUGACGGCAGCCUGAUCCUGGAACAGCUGGCAGGCAUUGACAUGCUGACACAAGAUGGUGACGCCAGCUCUAAUUUUUGCUGACCCCAGCUGUGGCUGAGACCAGGUAACACAGGAAUGAAUGCAAAAACACUGACACCUGCUCAGCUGAGCUCGUGAGGAAACAGCAAGGAGCUGAGGACGUGACGUAAACACUGCUCCCUCUUUCACACCAGCCGACUCAGAGGCACCAGUCAGAGAGAGGAAAAACAGAGACAUGUAAAACCUUCUGAACUGCAUUCACUUCAGUGUGGCUUAGUUCACACUGAUUUAACAUUUUACGCAAAAAAAACAAGUCCGACGUUACAGGCAAACUGCGAUCUGAACCAUUCUAACAGCAAAUGCACAACAGGAGGACACAAGACUCACACAAAUGCAACUUAGCUGGUUUUGAUCGGACACUGGAUUUCAUCAAGAGAUGUUCUUUUUGCUCCUUAAAAGAAAAAAAAACUCUGAAAAACAACUUUUCACUUGCUGCAGUAAAGUCCCAGGUUGUGAUACACAGACAUCAAUGCAAUGUUUGCUGUUAGUAUGUGCUCUGAUCAGAUGAGUGUAUCCCUAAAGGUUUCCAUCUGUGGUCCUCUCAAGUCUCUGAAGCAGUGUAUUUGUGAUGGAGUAAAUUGUGUGUGUGUGUGUGUGUGUGUGUGUGUGUGUGAGAAACUGAAAUGAUGUCACAGAUUGACACUGGAGAAGUGAAUGGUUGACAAGCAUAAAUGAAACCUCUGGACUUUAUCUUUUACAGUUCUGUUCUAGAGCCUGACUGAAAAACGUCAAAUAAGAAGGUUUAUGAAAAAAAUAUUUUACAGGUAUUUAUAGUUUUGAAGAAAUUUUAGAGAUUCUUUAUAUGACAUUUAAAAAAUCAAGGAUAUCUUUCUUUAAGAAAAUCUCUCAGAAUGGUACAUUUUGAUGUCGAUUUUAAAAUUAAUAUAUUUCAACUGCUGUAGUUACCGGGGAGCUGUAUCCCUAUUUAAUGACUUUUUGAAUGAAGGUGAAUGUGUAUAGAUAGUGUACAUACUUAGAUUUAUAAUACCAUUUUUUCCUCCUGUAAGUGGUUUAACAAAGCAGCAGUUUGGAGUUUUAGUCCAACAGGUAAUCAGUUUUCAGAGAGAAGAAAUAAUUCAUUGGCUGAAUGAAACCUCAGAACACAAGGCAACCAACUGACAAAGAAGGUCCAGUGGCCAGAUGUUAACAACAUGUUUAAAUACCUUAUGUCACGUCUGUGACGGUCAUCCAUGACUGUCUGUGACCAAAUAACUGCAAAACGCAUCAGCCUCAGCUGUACUGUUAAGAAACCAUUAGCAAAUGUUAGCAUGCUAACACCCUAAACUAAGGACGAUGACCAUGGUAAACACUGCUAAACAUCAGAGUAAUUAUGAACGUCAUGUUUCACUGACUUUCAGUCCAAACUUGCUCCGUCAGAGACUGUUGGUGUGCUUCCUCUGCCCCCUGAGAGUUUACCACUGUGAUUAUUUCUGCCUCCAAAGCAGCUUUGCCUCUAAACAAUAUGUGUAUAACUAAUAAAACUCCAGGCUACUGCGAUUCGUUUUUAAAAAUUAGUCUUUACGGUUGUGAUGUACGGGCCUGCAGGAGUCUCUCACCUUGCAGGUGUUUAGCUGGAGCUCUCUGUCAGUGCUGAGGGACAAGUGUGUUGGUUUGUUGUGUUGGCUCUUUCUGUGGGUGAAGCUGUGACCUUUGAAUGACAAGACAUUCUCUAUGUACUCUAAUACAGUUCAGACUCAGAAGGAUUUUAACAGAUUAAUAGAGCUAAAUGAAGCUCAGCAUUUUGGGAAUAGCUUCAUCAGAUCAGUUUGAAAGGUGCUCCCUCUGUUUAUUAGGUCCUGUCUCACACAAGUGAACAAAACUGACUGUAACUAGUAACAGGGAUUUCUUGAAUCCCUGCUCCUCUACUUCAGAUGAUCCAGAAACCUGUUAAGCACAAAGAUGUGGUUCUACUUUUCUCUGCAAAACAAGACGAAUGUGACAAAGCAAACUGACUACAAAAUAAGAACUUUUAGUAUUAUCUAGACAUUUUUUUGGAUUGAUCCCAUUUUCCCUUCAUGUCCUUUCAUCUUUCAGUGCAGUAAGUUAUACUCCGGUGUCCUGCAUGUUGUAAAACCCCGAAGAUUUUAUGAGAAAACCUGCAAGAGAAAAUGUAAGCCAUGGAAAUGUUCUGAAUGUCAAACUCUCUGCAAAGGUUCAAGGCAAUCAAAGAGCAGGCACAGUAACUCCUAAUGUUUUUAGAUGAAGGUGAAUUACUUUCUCUUGAUUUUGACUGAUACAGUAUAUACAUACAUACAUGAAGAUUUUUCUUGAUUCAUAGAUGGAUAUUUUAUCAGUUGCAAAAUACUGUAAUUCAUGUAAGUACCUUUAAGAUGCUGAAAACAUAGCAUAAUGCCUUAGAUCUGUGGUUCUCUGUUUGGUGUUUACAGGUGUAUUAUUUGUGUCACACACUGCUGAGUGAGUGUUUCACUACUUCAUACUGUAGCUAUAAUAAUUAGACAACCAGAAUUUUUAUAUUCUCUCCCAAGAAGCGACACUGUACAACCUGUGUUAACCCGUCUACCAAGUCACAGAAAUGACCAUGAUGCUUUGUUUGCAUUUUGUGAUCAAAGUGGGCAAAUUGCAAAUUCUUUUGUUCAUAGUUAAAAUGUAUUGUUGCACCUUUAAGUACACAAUGUGAGAGGGAGACUGUCCCUCACUCACAGUGUUUUUGGUUUAUAAAGGGGUAUUAAGUCAUUUCUGACCUUUGCUGACCUGUUGAUGAUGAGUAGGGACCUCAGCAACAUCAGUUUGAGCUAUGGUGGCCUGUAAGUGACAGUAAUGUAGUCAAAAAGUGAUCUAGCCCUGAUGCAGGACAGUACCUCUGCUAAAAUCAGACACUUAUUCCUGACAUUAAAUCCUUAUUAACGUCCAUAUCAGGCCGUAGUCAUGUGAAAAGAAGGAGUGAAGGACUGCCUACGUAAAUUAAAAUCCUUAAUUUGAAUAUUUUUUCACUGUUGUUGCGAUGAAACUGCAUCAGGGCCAGAAGUCUUCAGAUGAAUCCCCCAGUGCUGAUCCAAUAUGUCUGGUUAAACACUGGAAUAAUAACCAUGCUUUAGUGAGCCUUUGUCGCCGAAACAAACAGUUUUAACACAUGUAGCACAGGUCAGAGUUGAAGUUGAAACUGUCAGGAGUCUGCACAGAGAAAUGUCUGGUUUUGUUUUGUGCUAUAACAUUUAGGACAUGUACUUAUUGCCUCCUUUUCAGAAUAUUUUCCAAGGCUAAAAACUCUAGGAAUAGACCACUGUAAAAUGAGUUUCUUUGUGAUCAGCUGUUGAUUGGACUGUAUGAAAGUGUGUUUCACAGUACAGUGUUGUUUCAGAGCAAUAUGUCGAAGCUGAAGGAGAGUGUAGGUGUUCAAAGAUCACUGUUUGCAGCUUUUUUUUAACCGAUCCUCUCUGCUGUGAUGUUCAUAUUAAAUGUCUCAGCAGUGACACAGUCCAGUUCAUACAGUUUAUUCAGAGUGAGUGUUUUAUUAUGCAAAAGUCCAGACGUUCACACCACUUUAUGCAAAGCUGUCGACUCUAAUGUUGCUUUUGCCAAUGCUACUCGUUAAUUUAUGAUUCAUGCCACUGUAAAUAAAUUAUUUUUAUUGAG